Cyprinus carpio (common carp) is the source of this 1433-nucleotide messenger RNA. RefSeq names its product glucoside xylosyltransferase 1a (gene gxylt1a). Bases 74 to 1351 code for a protein of 425 amino acids. Gene Ontology annotation, molecular function: UDP-xylosyltransferase activity. The transcript is spliced from 8 exons. Gene Ontology annotation, biological process: protein O-linked glycosylation via N-acetylgalactosamine. Lineage: Eukaryota; Metazoa; Chordata; Actinopteri; Cypriniformes; Cyprinidae. The record is from RefSeq and is a predicted model, not a curated record.
AUCUGAUUAAUAUUCAUGAGCACGCUUCCGCCAGAGCGUGAUUGAUCUCCAUGGCUGCUCUUUCAGUCAGAAAAUGCGGCGAUAUCUUCGAGUCUUGUUCGUCUGCACGCUAUUAGUCUUCUGCUCGCUGCUCUACAUCUUUAAUCAGCUCGUGUCGUCUCUGGAGCGCGCGGAUCAUCGGGAGCGAGCGCCGCGGACACGCGCAGCGGACACAGGCCUGAGUGAACGCGCGCAGGAUGACAGGUGUAAUUCAGGCUCUGUCCCUCACUGGGAGCCGUACUGGAGAAUCAGCCGUGCUGUGUGCCCAAACCACUGCGUUACGGACUCGGCUCCUAGGUCUGCUCCUCGUGAUCCGCUCGAGCUGGCGGUGGUGGCCUGUGGCUCCAGACUGGAGGAAACACUCGUCAUGCUGAAAUCUGCUGUCCUCUUCAGCCAGAGACGCUUGCGCUUUCACAUUUUCGCAGAAGACGACCUCCACGCCGGCUUCAGACAGGAGCUGGAGUCGUGGCCGCAGAGAUUCCGCUCCAAGUUCAGCUACAGCGUUUAUCCCAUAAGCUUCCCCAGUGAUAACGCCAGAGAGUGGAAGAGACUGUUCAAACCCUGCGCUUCACAGAGACUCUUCCUCCCCGUGACUGAUUUUGAACAGGUGGACUCUGUGCUGUACGUGGACACGGAUGUGCUGUUCCUGCGGCCGCUGGAGGACGUCUGGAGCUUUCUGUCCCGGUUCAACAGCAGUCAGGUGGCAGCGAUGGCCCCGGAGCACGAGGAGCCGCGCAUCGGCUGGUACAACCGCUUCGCUCGACACCCGUACUACGGCAAGACCGGCGUCAACUCCGGAGUCAUGCUCAUGAACAUGACACGCAUCAGAGACAAACACUUCAAGAAUGACCUGGCAGCAGUGGAUCUGAAGUGGGCCGAUCUCUUGAUGCCUCUGUUACACAAAUACAAGCUGAACAUCACGUGGGGAGACCAGGACCUGCUCAACAUCAUCUUCCACCAUAACCCAGAGUCUCUGCUGCUGAUCGAGUGUCACUGGAACUAUCGUCCUGAUCACUGUAUCUACGGCAGCAACUGCAUCAGCGCUGAACAGAACGGUGUUUACAUUCUCCACGGCAACCGUGGCGUUUACCAUGACGACAAGCAGCCCGCCUUCAGAGCCGUUUAUGAUGCCAUAAAGCAGUUCCCGCUGGAUGAAGAUCCGGUGCGUGGUUUGCUUCUGCCGCUGGAGGAGAAGCUGAAGAGCGAUCACACGUACUGCGGUCGAUCUCGACUGGUCUUCACCAGACGUCUGCGCGAGAGCGUCACAGAGCUUCAGAAAGAUCAGGACCGCUCCAGACGAGCAGAGGUUUGAGUUACGAGCCUCCGCUUCAGACCUGAUCAACCUCACAAACCAUCAGCAGCUGACAAUCCCUAAAACACUGACAGACUCCAGA